AUGGAUGAAACAGUAAGUGAUGAGCUGACUGAAGUGGGUGUGGAGGACGUUACACAUGUUCGAAGUAAAGGUUGUGAAUUAUCAUUGAAGCCUGGCAGCUCUAGCAUGCUGGAACAUAAUGAAAUGUUCAUGCCUUGUGAGGAUGAUUAUCAUGAAAAAUUGAACUACUUAGUUUCAGAUACUUUGGAUGUAAAGAACCUAGAAAGAAUUGGUUCUUCUGAACAUGCUAGUACCAGUCCACGUUGCAUGGAUGGUGCUGGGAUCGUGGUUGAAGAGUUGACUUUGAGAAAUUAUGACUGUAAAAAGUCGGCUGUUGUAGGCAUUUCGAACAAUAGAGAUAGAAAGCAAACGAUGCAGAACCAGUGGGAGCACUUGUAUCAGAUGACAGGCGAAUCAGGAAUUAACUGCUUGCAAGGACAAACAGGGUACAAUGAAAAAUGUCGAGCAAAACCAAGUAUCUUGGACGAUGGGGGUAACACUUCCUGUCCCAGGUUUCAAGAUCAGCAACCACUAUAUUUCAAUUGUAACCCAAUGAUGAGCAAUUUAUUAAAUAAUUCUGAUAUAGGUACAUCAUAUGAUCUGUUUUACCCAUCUGAAACCACUAGUCCAAAAAUUUUAUCAAAAUUUGGAUUCUCAGAGUACUCCAUAAAAGGUACAUUGAGAAAAGAGGGAUUAAUACAUCAAAACUCUGUUCGCAUAGGAUCUGGUAGUGAGUCUGUGGACCAUACACGCACUAAAUCGGCUGACCGUACAUGCUUUAAACUUGAGACCGCCGGCUUGGCUGAUUCUGUUGCACCUUUAGGUUUUACUUCCGCUACUUUUUCACCUCCUGUCAGUGUUUCUGAACCAUGGACUAAUUGUAAUUCUCAUUUUGUGGGCGACGGAAUCAGUUUGAGAGAAUGGCUGGAAGCAGGUCGAAAUAAGUCAAAUAGAGUUGAGAGCUUGAGUAUAUUUAGACAGAUUGUGACUCUUGUGGAUUUUAAGCAUUCUCAAGGAGUUGUGCUGCAAGACUUGAGGCCUUCCUGCUUCAAGUUGUUGGGAUCAUACGAGGUGUUGUACCUUGGAUCUUCUGUACACACUGGGGUCACCAUAAGUUUUACAGAUCAAGUUAAUUCCCAUUCAGGUCGUAGUCCAAAUGAAAAAAGACAAAUGCAUGCUAGCAUGCUUCCUUUGGGCUGCCAUUCCACGAAGAAGUGGAAAUUAGGUGGGAACAUGAACCGCGUGCCAAGGUGGCCACAAUUUCCUUCCAGGUCAGGUGUUAGAUCUGCAUCUGAAAAUGUUACUAAAGCAGAUAUUGAUGGGCCACAAGAUUCUUGGAAUGAUUCUGAUGAGGAAGAACACCCUAAAACGGAGUGUAAGAACCAAAGCAAAUUCUACAACAGUGAUGUAUUUAGUAAAUUGCAGCCAUCGCAGGCUUUUGUAAGCUGUAUGUCAGAAGAGAAGUGGUAUACGAGUCCAGAGCUGUCCACUGGAAGGGGCUGCACGUUUGCAUCAAAUAUAUUUUGUCUAGGGGUUCUUCUGUUUGAGUUACUUGGCUUAUAUGAUUCUGGAAGAUCUCGUGCUGCUGCAAUGCUUGAUUUACGCCAUAGGAUUCUUCCUUCUGGCUUUCUUUCAGAGAAUCCCGAGGAAGCUGGAUACUGUCUUUGGCUUCUUCACCCUGAACCUGCAUCACGCCCAACAAUCAGGGAAAUUCUACAAUCUGGAUUUGUAAGUGGAACUCAAGGCCUCUCUGGACACCAGUUAUUGUCAUCAAUUGAUGAAGAAGAUGGAGAAUCAGAAUUGUUAUUGUAUUUUCUUGUGUCACUGAAAGAGCAAAAACAAAAGGAUGUAUCCAAGAUAGUGGAACAAAUCCAGUGCAUAGAAGCAGACAUCAAAGCGGUUGAGAAAAGGCAGCCUAACAAAUCAUUGGUUUUAUCUUCCAUACCUCAGGAGCUUCUCACUGCAAGUGGACAGUCAACUUUGGAUGUGCCUUCAAAGAUGUCCCCUGUGUGUGAUAACAAAAUAAAUUCGAAGAGGAAUGUUAGGAUGCUUGAAAGUGCUUACUUUUCCUUGAGACCCAAUAUCCAGCUUCCAGAUACUGAUGUUGCGACUCAUAGAGAUGGAGAGCUGUUGAAAAGUCGAGAAAACUGGUGCAUCACUGCUAAGGACAGACAAAAAUACAAAAUUGCAGAUCGCUUAGGGGGUUUCUUAGAUGGUUUGUGCAAAUAUGCUCACUAUAAUAAAUUCAAAUUACGAGGGAUAUCAAGGAAUGCAGAUUUCAGUAAUUCAGCAAAUGUAAUAUGUUCAUUGGGUUUUGACCGGGAUGAGGACUAUCUAGCUGCUGCUGGAGUGUCGAAGAAGAUACAAAUAUCUGAAUUUCAAGCUCUCUCUACUGAUUUCGUUGACCUUCAUUAUCCAGUUACUGAGAUGGCAAACAAGUCAAAACUCAGCUGCAUUUGCUGGAAUAGCUACAUCAGGAAUUACCUUGCUUCAUCUGAUUAUGAUGGCAUAGUUAAGUUAUGGGAUGCGUCAACAGGGCAAGAGUUUUCUCAUUUCAUUGAGCACAGUGAAAGGGCAUGGUCUGUUGAUUUCUCUCGUGUGGAUCCCUCAAAACUAGCCAGUGGAAGUGAUGACCGUCUGGUAAAACUUUGGAGCAUCAACGAGAAAAACAGUAUAUGCACAAUAAGGAACAACGCAAAUAUCUGCUGCGUUCAGUUUUCCACUGACUCCGCUCAUUUACUGAUGCCUGACCUUCUGCAUGGUUUGGUUGGGCAUGCAUUGGUCAUCAAGCCUUCUACAUUCGAGAAACUGCUUCCAGCACUUACAUCACUCUGGGAUGGAAUAGUUUUAGUGCUUAUUAAACUGAUCUUUCUUCUUUGGUGCAGAAAAACAUUUUCCACUGACUCCGCUCAUUUGUUGGCUUUUAGUGCUGCCUAUUAUAAGACCUAUUGCUUCGAUCUUCGCAAAGUUUCAACUCCUUGGUGCAUAUUGGCUGGCCAUGAGAAAGCUGUUAGCUAUGUAAAAUUCUUGGAUGCGGGAACUAUUGUUUCUGCAUCCACUGACAACACACUGAAGAUUUGGGAUCUCAGUAAAACGAGUUCCAAUUGUUUAUCAAGGGAUGCUUGCAUGUUAACUCUUAGAGGACAUACUAAUGAGAAGAACUUCGUUGGUCUAUCAGUUGCUGAUGGUUACAUAGCCUGUGGUUCGGAGACAAAUGAGGUGUUCGCCUAUUAUAAAUCUCUGCCGAUGCCAAUUACUUCCCACAAGUUCGGCUCCAUUGAUUCCAUUUCUGGUAAGGAGACUGAAGAUGAUAAUGGACAGUUUGUUUCUAGUGUUUGCUGGAGACAGAAAUCAAAUAUGGUGGUUGCUGCCAAUUCCACUGGUUGUAUAAAACUUCUUGAGAUGGUUUAG
This is a messenger RNA of Fraxinus pennsylvanica, 3390 nucleotides long. The record is from the annotation of a GenBank genome assembly. Lineage: Eukaryota; Viridiplantae; Streptophyta; Magnoliopsida; Lamiales; Oleaceae.